Lathyrus sativus (Indian pea) is the source of this 429-nucleotide messenger RNA. NCBI's taxonomy places the organism in Eukaryota, Viridiplantae, Streptophyta, Magnoliopsida, Fabales, Fabaceae. The record is from the annotation of a GenBank genome assembly.
AUGAUCCGAUUCAUUCUGUUGCAGAACCGCCAGGGCAAAACCCGUUUAGCCAAAUACUAUGUUCCUCUCGAAGAUUCCGAGAAACAUAAGGUCGAAUACGAGGUUCAUCGUCUUGUUGUAAAUAGAGAUCCCAAAUACACUAAUUUCGUUGAGUUUCGUACGCACAAGGUUAUAUACAGGAGAUAUGCUGGAUUGUUUUUCUCACUCUGUGUUGAUAUUACUGAUAAUGAAUUGGCCUAUUUAGAGUGUAUCCAUUUGUUUGUUGAAAUUUUGGAUCACUUCUUCAGCAAUGUCUGUGAACUUGAUUUGGUUUUUAACUUCCACAAGGUAUACCUUAUACUUGAUGAAUUCAUUCUAGCGGGUGAAUUGCAAGAAACAAGCAAGAAGGCUAUCAUUGAAAGAAUGGGGGAACUUGAAAAACUAGAGUGA